AUGCCACGGGAAGGCACCCGAGGACGACUCCGCUCGCACGAGGCUUGUCUGAAUUGCAGGUCCGUCACGAAAAAAAACACGUUGUCCCGCAGAAAAGCCAGCCUGCUCGAGCUGUGUGCGAUUGAAUCAGGAGUGUCACUACACCCCCGUGACGAGAGGUUCCCGGAACGGCCCCUCGAGGAGAAAGUGAAUCUCAUCCUAAGUGGUGGCCGGACUCUAUCACAGGACCAAGGUCGAGGCGGGAAUCACGACAAUCAGGAAGCGGCAUAUUCUGCCGGCUCCUGUGCAUCUUCCGCCGAAUGUGGGUCGUCCAUGAACGAUCCUUUCCUUCUCGGGUUGGGUUUCGAGGAUUCAAAGAUUAGCCCAUCGUCACGCAUCUCACAGGCCAUCGAUCUGUAUUUUCAGUACUGUCACCGACAACCCAUCUGGUGCUUUGACCGCGAAGAAGUCAAAGACACGAGUUACAUCUCCGAAGAGCUGGUCUGCAGCAUCCUGACUCUCACAGCUCGCUUUUCAACAGAACGCGAUGAGCUGUUGCAUUAUGGCGAUAGUGCACGAACAUUAGUCAUGCUUCGCAUCGCCAAUGGGACGGUAGAGCUGGAGACGAUCGAGAGUCUUUGCUUACUUUCCUACUCUUCAUUCCUUGAUGGGAACGGUCACCUCGCGCGAUUUCAUCUCGGUCUGGCUCUGCAGCUCUGCCGCUCAGCAAUGCUAGAUCUUCACUCCACGUACGGAAUCCACUGUUCAUCGGCAGAGCGUAAGAAAAGACUCUUCUGGAGCUUACAGUGCUUGGAUCAGACCUAUGGUCAGAUUCACGAUGUCCUGAGUGUGCCCGCGGAGGUCUUGAGGUCGUUCUACGUCUCGUCAAAUGACGAGCUCACUCCCUUCAGAGACCUUGAUACAAGGCCGCCACCCUUUCCCAUGGAUGAGGUAGGCUGCACCGCGUCCUCGGAUCUCGGCAUCUGGAGUCUGGCGCUUCAUUUCGGGUGGAUCUGGAGCCGUGUCAGAUCGUACGUUUUCGAUUGCGCACAGAAUCGUCUCAAGGAGCCCUGGAGGCAUGAUUCAUUAUACACUCAGGUGCUAUCCGAUGUCACAGAGCUAGAGAAUAAGCUGUCGCUGUGCCACCGAUAUGACUCGGUCCGAUUCUACGAGCGAAGAGCCGAGGAAGUGCGAGCGAAUCCAGUCUACUGGGCUCCCUGGCUAAAGUUUCAAUUCACCUAUCACUCCAUCCUCACCGUUCUCAACCAUCCGUUUCUGUACAUCGUCGCAUCCCAAUACAAUCACAAAUUGACAAUACCCAACACCUUCUGGAGGCGAUCGUCUGAGCUGGUUCUGCUUCAUGCGACCUGGAUCGUUCGGUUGAUUGACAUGGUAUCCGAGAAGAAGCUGCGACUCAUUGAUCCUUUCUUUGGCCAUGCUGCCGCUAUUGCGGCCACCGUCCAUCUUUACUAUUGCUGUGCGGCCGACCCACGGCUGAAGUUCAAAUCCAAGACUGAUUUCACCAAAUGCAGAAGAUUUUUGAAGAGCUUCGUCUCCUUUUCUCCUGCGUGCGAGAAACUAAAUCAAACACUUGACAAGAUGACACGCAUCGCAUCCGGGUCCGACAAGGUCGACUUUGACUGGGAGCCCUCAAAGAUUUUGCUGAGUAUCCCGCUCAUGUGGGAGCUCCUUCAGGUCAAUUGCACGCCAACUUCCCAAGAGACUGCCGCAGCUGGGCUAUUACACCCCUCACUGAGCCCUGCCGGUGCACGUGACGAGAUGGAAGACCUCUCAUCCACGCUUGAGAUUAUCGUCGCAAUGUCCCCCGAUAUCACAGUCAACACCACUGACGGUGGAUCUGCUGCUCACCUACCACCCAAUUUACCACAACGGAGGAAAUCUGCGCCCGAGCCACCCGUGACUACAGACGGGGUUGACAAGCUGGUUGCUCCCGCCGAUAGCUUGAUGACCAACACCCCGUGGCUCUGGACUGAGCCGCCCCAAUUUAUUGACAUGGAUACACUCGGUUAUCCGGAGUCGGAGUCUGCCCUGGGAAGCAUCGAUGGAUUUUCGACAUGGUGGGAUUAUGGAAAUUUAUGA
Messenger RNA from Penicillium diatomitis, 2079 nucleotides. Its product is annotated as putative C6 transcription factor. Lineage: Eukaryota; Fungi; Ascomycota; Eurotiomycetes; Eurotiales; Aspergillaceae. Gene Ontology annotation, molecular function: DNA binding; zinc ion binding. The transcript has 6 exons. Gene Ontology annotation, biological process: DNA-templated transcription. The record is from RefSeq and is a predicted model, not a curated record. Bases 1 to 2079 code for a protein of 692 amino acids. Gene Ontology annotation, cellular component: nucleus.